GCAAUUCCAUGCCAAUUCCAUGCAUUCGUGGGGUUUAAGGCUGUGCUCUAUUGUCUGUGGAUUGCGCUGCCUCUUUAAAAUCAGAAAUGCAUGGACAGCUUCAAGGUGCCUCCCACUGAGCAAAGGCUUUGGAUGCAAGCACAGAGGCAGCAGAGCCAUCCUCCCCUGAGCACAGGGCAAACCUGCCUGGGAGAGAAAUGAGCACUCAGCAGAGUCCUCCGGCUGCUUCCAGCUAUCCUUUCUCUGCUCUGGUGACAGCAGCACAGGUGCAGGGGAGAAACCUGGAGGCUUUCCCCAGGGUGCCUGAGACCUCCAAGAAGAUGAGAGCAACUGCAGGAGGAGAUGAAUGAGGCUGUUGCUCAAUAGUCUUCCAGGGACAAAGACAAGGUGACUCACUGCUCAGAAGGAAACCUUGGAUGAGGUCUCAUGCCCUGCCACAGUGGGUAACUCUAACACAACACCAAGGGCCCUCCAAGACACACGUGACACAAGAUGGCCAUGGAUCGAGCUGAAUGUAACCCAAACGCCUCCACCCACGUCAGCUCUGCUGCAAUUUACAACCUCCACGAUGGGGAUUUCACCUCCUUGAGGAACUUCUCCUUCCCUUUCAAUUUCACUUACAGUGACUACGACCUGCCCCUGGACAGCGAAGACGACAUGACCAAAACUCGCACCUUCUUUGCGGCCAAGAUCGUGAUUGGGGUGGCCCUGGUUGGCAUGAUGCUGGUCUGCGGCAUCGGCAACCUCAUCUUCAUCGGUGCCCUCAUCCGCUACAAGAAGCUGCGGAACCUCACCAACCUGCUGAUUGCCAACCUGGCAAUCUCGGACUUCAUCGUGGCCAUCGUGUGCUGCCCCUUCGAGAUGGACUACUACGUGGUGCGGCAGCUGUCCUGGGAGCACGGCCACAUCCUCUGCGCCUUGGUCAACUACCUACGGACUGUCUCCCUUUAUGUUUCCACCAAUGCUCUCCUGGCUAUAGCUGUUGACAGGUAUCUGGCCAUUGUUCAUCCCCUAAAACCACGCAUGAAUUACCAAACAGCAACCUGCCUCAUCGCCUCGGUCUGGAUUGUUUCCAUACUUGUAGCUAUCCCAUCUGCAUACUUUGCUACUGAAACGGUAUUAUUUAUAGUGAAAAACCAGGAGAAAAUUUUCUGUGGCCAAAUUUGGCCUGUUGACCAGCAAAUAUACUACAAAUCGUACUUCCUCUUCAUCUUUGGCAUUGAAUUCGUGGCACCUGUGAUCACAAUGACUUUGUGUUAUGCUAGGAUCUCUCAGGAGCUUUGGUUUAAAGCCGUCCCAGGAUUCCAGACAGAACAGAUCCGAAAGAGGCUUCGAUGCAGAAGGAAAACUGUUAUGGUCCUGAUGUGCAUCCUGACUGCCUAUGUUCUCUGCUGGGCACCUUUCUAUGGCUUCGCAAUUGUCCGGGACUUCUUCCCCACCAUCAUCGUGAAAGAGAAGCAUUAUCUCACUGCCUUUUACAUAGUUGAGUGCAUUGCCAUGAGUAACAGCAUGAUAAACACCAUGUGUUUUGUAACUGUGAAAAACAACACCAUGAAGUACUUCAAGAAGAUCAUGUUGCUCAGAUGGAGAUCAACGUAUAAUGGAAGCAAAUCCAGCACAGAUUUGGACCUGAGAACAAGUGCAAUGCCAGUCACAGAGGAGGUAGACUGCAUAAAACUGAAAUAAAUUUUCUGCAGUUUGAAUCUCAUCUGUUUUGGAGAGGGGGUUAAAGAGGAAAUAAUGUCUCCUCGGAAGCUUCUCCCUUGUCUGUGGGAAUACCCACUAUUGGUGAGAUCCCUCAAAAAGCAGCCUGCAUUCCCACCAGAACUCUUCUCAGUGGACUUCUAGAUAAUACCCCUAACUCUGUGUCUUACAACAUCCCUAAGACUGAUGAUGUGCUUCAGGUCACCCAUCUGUAAAUUUGAGAUGUAGACACUCAUUUUGGAGUUAGGAAGAACAAUAAAGUCUAUGAACGCAUAGACCAUAUUACAACAGCAGAAGAGUUAGGGCUGAUCCCAGCAGUGACGCCUCUCUUUCUUAAGAGAAACCUCUUAAAGCCUUUGAUCUUAUCCCUUGUCCCUUUAAGCUAUUUGGUGUCCUUUUCCUUCUGCUCAGGAGAGGAAGGAUGGCAAAAAAGCCCAUUUGUCACUCUUUAACCUCUAAAUUUACUCCUCAUCACGAAGCUCCUUGAAAUCUACAGACCACCAGCUUCCUAUUGUCCAAUGUGCAGCAUGCUCUUAUGAAAGGCACAUGCUCUACAAAGCUGAAAUCUGCUUCACAGUCUAGUGAAAAACCUCAAGCCUCUUCCUGUGACACCUUGUUUAAGAAUGUCUUAUCACCAUUCCACUCUGUAGUUUUAUGAAGAGUGCUACUCUGUCAUGCAUUUGGAAAUGGCACAGAUACAUAUGGAGGGACCUGUUCCGUUCCCUCACUUCCGGGCACCCUAUGACCAGCUUUUGCUGCACUGAGAUGCUGAGGUCAUCACAGAAUCCAUCACAAAAUUGCACAGGUGGGGAAUAACAUCUCCACAUCGUCUAGCCCACCCCUCUGCUCAAGCAGGUUCAGCUAGAACAGGUUGCCCAGGAUUGUGUCCAGUUGGGCUUUGCCUGACUCCAGGGAAGGGGCCUCCACAGCCUCCCUGGACCACCAGUGUCAGUGUUCAACAGCCCCCACAGUGAAGAAGUGCUUUCUUAUGUUCAGAUGGAAUUUCAUGUAUUUCAGCUUGUCUGUCACUGGGACCUAUAGAAAACAUGUUAGUGAGGAAAAUCCAGAUAGCUGAACCAGGCCCAGACAUCUUAGCAAGUCUGUGUGCACCUCCACCAUGAAGUACAAGGGGGGGCCAAAACACCAAGGAGAUCCCAAGAUGAUCUGUCCUCCUGGGAGCAAGAGAAGCUUCAGCAAGUCAGUCUCUGGUUGAGUUGAAUAGCUUAUUGUCAGGUCAAAUGUGAGGCACCAGCUCCAGAUGAAUUCUGCAUUGCCUCCCCCAGUGCUCCUUUUACUGUUCUGAUUUUGUGUGAACCCAGUUCGGGUGUUUUUAACUGAUAAUCGUGACAAAGCAGGCGACAGUAGCAGUAAUACCUACACAUUUCAACUGCACACAAGAUAUCGUGGACUUUUGUGUAUUGAAAUCAAAUCUUUUCUAUUGUGAUGACAAAUGCUUCCUGUUUUAAAGUAUGUGGCUGCACCUACUUUUGGAGUAAACAGCUUUUGUAAACAACUCUUGUCUAUUCGUGAAUUUAAGUGAGCAGCAAAUCCUGCCAAUAAAACAGUAAAU
Messenger RNA from Neopelma chrysocephalum (saffron-crested tyrant-manakin), 3274 nucleotides. RefSeq names its product prokineticin receptor 2-like. NCBI's taxonomy places the organism in Eukaryota, Metazoa, Chordata, Aves, Passeriformes, Pipridae. Gene Ontology annotation, molecular function: neuropeptide Y receptor activity. Gene Ontology annotation, biological process: neuropeptide signaling pathway. The record is from RefSeq and is a predicted model, not a curated record. The transcript has 3 exons. The coding region runs from base 493 to 1686 and encodes 397 amino acids. Gene Ontology annotation, cellular component: membrane.